CGUAGCUCUGGCUCGCUCCAAAACAGGCGUCAGAGUGUCGAAGUAGACCAUUAGCCCCCCCACUAGUACCUCAGGGCUAGUUCAGAGUGAGUGGACAAACCGCUGUGAGGUUCUGGACACUGGUAAGCCUACUGAGGGUCAGGGGUCUGAAGAAUGGGCUCGUUAAAGACCCUGUCAGGUGGACUGCUGCUGGGUUUAUGCCUCACCUUGCUGGGAUGGGGAGCUGAGGGACAAUGGAACGGACGCCCCAAGAAGGAGAUAUCGGGCAGUGGCCCUAUCAACCUCGGCCAACAACAACGAGGCACCUGGUGGCCCCUGAUGCAGACCAGAGAGAACCUGACAGAGGUCAAAAGCAUCAAGUCCAUGUUCCAGUUCCGGACGUUUGACCCCGAGGGGGUGGUGUUCUAUGGGGACACCAGGGAGGGAGAGGACUGGUUUGUCCUGAUCCUCAGGAACGGCCUCCCUGAGAUGCAGAUCGGGAAAGCAGACAUCCUCGUCAGUGUGCAAGGGGGACCCAAACUCAACGACGGCAAGUGGCAUCUGGUGGAGAUCAGUAGCCAGGAGGAUUUUGUGGUGCUGGAGGUGGACGGCCAGAAGGCGUUGGUGGUGGGACUGAAGUCCAAAGAGACCAUGGAGGUUCUGACAGGCCAGAUCCGCCUCGCCCUCGGGGGGAUCCUGGUCAACCUGGACAAGCUGUUCCUCCCGUUCCAGCCAGAGAUGGAUGGAUGUAUCCAGAAGGGGAAUUGGCUAAACCUGAGCACCCCCUGGGAGACAGAGUUGAUUGGGGAGCCCUGGCCCUGCUACCAGAACAUCCAACCAGGGAGCUAUUUCCCCGGCACAGGACUGGCUGCAUUCAACACCACAGACCUCCCUGGCCACCAGACAGAGGAGGGUGGGAUUACUAUUGACAUCCAUGGAGACUCCACUAAAAUGGAAGGAACAGUUCUGAGCUUGAACACCCCUGGGCAGGAAUUGCCCACAGUAACAGUGAAAAUCAACAAUAACCCAAAGAAAGUCAUACUGACCAUCCUCAAGCAUGACACCAUCACCGAACAGAGUUUCAGCAGACUGUCCCUAACCCUGUUGAAGAAUCAAGUGAACAUGGACAUCGAUGACACGCACCUAACAUUUGAGAUCGACAGUAUACCUGACUUUUCUAGAAGCUGGAAAGAGGGGAUGAUCCUUGCAUUUGGGGGGCUUCCAGCCAUUACAAUGAGCCCAUCCUCCUAUCGCUCCUCCCACCAGCCUCCUCUGACAGGUGAUGGAGUGUCCUACAGUAGCAUCCAGUACCUGAAGGGCUGUCUGGAGAAGAUCCAGGUCCAGGGACAGGAUGUGGAUCUAGACCGGGCGCUGUACAAGGACCUCUCCGUUUCCUCCCAUAGUUGCCCCUCAGAAGUCUGAACCAAGGCUAUCCUGACAGAUCAGAUCUGUGAUGACUGUAGAGAUGUCAUUUAUCUCCAUCAAUCGCCCUUCCCUGGUCGCAUAAACCUAAUUACAAAUUCCCCCCCCCCCCAUCUGCAUUUUAACUGGCCCAGUCAGUAUUCCUGUACACACAGUCCUAAUUUUAACCAUGGCUAAGAGAGGUUUGACCAUAGAAUUAGGAAUUAGAAUACUAGAAUGUAAAAUAACCUUCUUAUGAUGUUCCAAAGGUCAGCCGUGUUGGUGAGGGAGUUGGUCAACCAUGGUUUACCAGUGCUGUGAUAAUAUGUAUAAUAAUGAAUGUGAUAAAUUUAUCUGCACAGUAUGUGUGUUAGCUAGCAAGCCAGCCAGUUUUAGAGGAAUGAUUCCAUAAAGUGCUCUUAUUAACUGCCAAUAUGGCAACAUUCCAUUCAAACAAUACAGUCAAUACACAGUCAUACACUGGCUGAAGUCAGUUGAUGAUAGACAAGUUGUAAAUGCAACAAGUACUGUUAUUGUAUGACUAUAUUAUAUGACAAUAAUUGUAGGUUGACUAUAAUUUUAUUACACAAUUUCUGACACAUCACAUGCCUUACUUUUAUGUUCCUACUUAAGUAAAAGCAGGAAAUGGAUCACCUUUGACUCUACUGCCAUUCAUUCCAAUUAGAUUGGUUUUGGAUUUAUUCCUGACCAAGAUCGCUGCCAUUUUGCCCCAUUCUUGAACUUUGAGGGUUUAUGACAUAAACCCAUAGAGAUCUUAUUAAAUUACUAGAGGGGCUGACAGUCUUUGUUUGCUUUUGACCAGGUUAUGGGGUGUAAAAUGAGCAGAUGAGAUGGGCCAUUGCUUUCUGAAUUUUCUGUCAAUAAAGAUACAUUGAGCUUGUGGUAGAUGA
Messenger RNA from Oncorhynchus masou masou (cherry salmon), 2291 nucleotides. RefSeq names its product sex hormone-binding globulin (gene shbg). The transcript has 9 exons. Lineage: Eukaryota; Metazoa; Chordata; Actinopteri; Salmoniformes; Salmonidae. Gene Ontology annotation, molecular function: steroid binding. The record is from RefSeq and is a predicted model, not a curated record. Bases 154 to 1401 code for a protein of 415 amino acids.